GGUGAGUGCAGUUUUAAUAGUUAGUUGUAGCAAAACAUUGUUUAUGGAGGAAAGCAUUGGUCUACCCCACAAGGCCUUCUACUUUUCUGAUGGCUUAAAGCUUUAUCUAUUGUUACACUCAGCUCACUUUACUCCAUUUACAUUUCAACUCACAGAGCCAUAUGUUUUCUGCUGGCAUCAUCUCAUUAUUGAGUGUGUUGCUGGACUUGGGAUUACCUAAGCAACAGUCAAAAGAUCUUUCCUUUCCUUUGGAACCAAGACAAAGCCUUUUGCAAAUAAAACACCCAACGAUGCCAUGGACGAUCUUUGUUUUAUGAGUUUUAUUGAUUUUUCCACUGCCCAUAUGACAGCAUGGAUUCAAGGGUAGUCAACAAUCUUUGAUUUUUCAUUUUUGAUGGUUUUCUUCUCCUUAUUGUUGUGUUGUAGGACUUGGGCUUACCUAAGCGACAGGCAAAGACUUUUCCUUUGCUUUGAAAUCAAGACAAGCCUCUUGCAAAUGAAAUAACCACCACUGCUAUUCGACAAUAUUAAUGAUUUUUACAUUAAUGGGUAUUCAGCAAUCUUUGAUUUUUUAUUUUUGAUGUUUUUUACACUGCCCACAUGACAGUAUGGAUCAUUGGGUAUGCAACCAUCUUUGAUUUAUGGGUUUUGAUGGGUUUUUAAUUGCCUCCAUGACAAUAUGGAGUCAUGGGUUUUCAAAACUCUUUGAUUUAUGAGUUUUGAUGAACUCAUAAUUGCCCACAUGACAGUAUGGAUUCAUGGAUACUUGGUUUGAUAGGAGGUGGUUCUCUUAUUGCUAUGGCUCUUCUUCUCUUACUCGUUAUUCACAUAUCUCUUUUGGUUGCAAAGCACUUACUAUCCACUGAAGAAAGCAGAACUACUAAACCCAAAACUGGCCCGAGAGAUAGAAAAGCAUUUACUUUGAAAGAAAUUCAGAAAUAUAGCGAGGGUUUUAGUAAUAAAGUAGGAGAAGGAACAACCAAUGUUGUCUUUAAAGGAAUAUUGCCAGACGGCAUGGAGAUCGCAAUCAAGGUGCCCAAAAGUGAUGUAGCGCAAUCUUCUGAUGUUGAAGCCCGUUCUCGCUUUCAGUUGGAGUUGUUAUCACGUAUUCGUCAUCAGCAUUUGGUGAACCUCAUUGGGUAUUGCGAGGAUGGUGGUUGCAGGAUACUCAUCUUUCAGUAUGCUUCAAAUGGAUCACUCUUUGAGAAUUUACAUGUUUGUACAGGAAAUGAACGUCUCACAUGGAAGCAGAGGAUGAGAAUUAUCACUGGAAUAGCAUAUGGCUUAGCAUACCAACAUCAUUCUUGUGAUCCCCCUGUUAUUCAUGGGGACCUUCGAUCAAGUAAUAUUCUUCUAACAGAAGAUUAUGCUGCAAAGAUAAAUGGUAUUGGGAAGGUGCCGAUUAUAGCAAGUUCAGAGCUGGCACUGGUUAGAAGAUCAGGCGCCUCUGUAGAUCCAGAGACCGUGCACAAGGGUGUUUAUAGUCGUGCAGGAGAUGUAUAUUCUUUUGGCAUUCUUCUGCUGGAAAUUAUUACUGGAAGAUUGCCAUUUAGUGAGGAAACCGGAUUGCUAGUUGAAUGGGCAGCGAAGUUUUUGCAAGUAAAGGAGCAGACAGUGGCACUGAUUGAUCCGACACUAAAUAAUGUAGUACUUGCUGAACUCUAUUCGGUCUGUGAGGUUGCACGCUUGUGCAUUCAGAGAGAGUCAUCAAGCCGGCCUGUCAUGAGGAAUGUGGUAGAAAUGCUCACAAAAGACCUAAAAAUUGCCACAGAAGUAGCUGCUCCAGCUGAUAGUCCUGUCACUUUAAGAGGUCUACUAGAAAUAUUGUAGUAUAGGCAGGUUUGUUCAAUCCAAAAGGGGUGGGAUUGAGUCUGAAUGUGUGUGUGUAUAAAAAGAGGGAACAAUUAUGGUUGAUGGAAAGAUCACUGGAGAUUUUGAAGUUGAUUGUGUUUUUUCAGUUUUGUUCAUGACCACUGAAUUUGGGUUCUCCAUUUGACGUUUCAUAUGAGACUUAAAUUUCAAAGAACCCUACAUAUAUAUACAAGUUUACAACAAACAUGAAUCAGGGGGGCGUUGAAACACUGUUUAUUGCUUCAAACUAAUGUUCAUUGCAAAUCUUACGUGGGUGAGAGUACCUCCCCAGGUAUCGAACCAGAGAUAGUCUAGCAUUUUGAUUGCAUGUAGUCACUGGGAGGUCUAGUAAUCUAAAUUUUGUUUAGAACAACUUGAAUUUGCACCUAUAUUUUAUUUAAAUUUUUAUAUCAAUAUUUAUAAGUUUUUCCCCUGAUUAUGUUGAUCAGGGGAUCUUGUUUAA
Cryptomeria japonica (Japanese cedar) is the source of this 2314-nucleotide messenger RNA. Its product is annotated as protein MALE DISCOVERER 2. NCBI's taxonomy places the organism in Eukaryota, Viridiplantae, Streptophyta, Pinopsida, Cupressales, Cupressaceae. Gene Ontology annotation, molecular function: protein kinase activity; ATP binding. The transcript is spliced from 7 exons. Gene Ontology annotation, biological process: protein phosphorylation. The record is from RefSeq and is a predicted model, not a curated record. Bases 751 to 1830 code for a protein of 359 amino acids.